AUGCAUGUGAGCCAGGUCCCUGAGAAUCAUCUGCAGGUGCAGUGGUAUGCACCUGGAUCUUGGCCCCUUCCAGAAACAUACAGACUCAAAUACCAGCUUCGCUACAAGCGCUGCAAAGCUGGGCACUUCCUGCAGACGGCCAGGCACCACAGCACUUUCAUGGCCUUGUACCAGAGUCACCAGCACUACAUGAUCCAGAAAGCAAAGCUCAUAACCCAGCUACUGGAUAACCCUGUGGGCAAGGGAGAGUGUGUGCAAGCAAGACAGGGCCCUGAGUGGGAUCCGAGCCUGCAGGUGCAGUGUCGAGCUUCCAGGUACCCUAUCAGCAUUGAUUGCUCCUGGACACAUUCCCCAGCGACAGAGGCCAACGUGUCCACCCACUUCAUCACCACAUACAGGGUCGGAAUGGAUGACAGCAAGCCCUGCAAUCAGUCGAUACCUGGCUCCCUCAGUUGUAGCAUCUCAGACUUCAUGAAUUUCUCCAAGUUACCUCACGUGCUCAAUAUCACAGCCAUCCACCCCGGGGGCAUCACCACCAAUCUCCUGACCUUUGUGCCUGAUAAUAUCAAAUCAUAUAGACUCAAAUACCAGCUUCGCUACAAGGGCUGCAAAGCUGAGCACUUCCUGCAGGUGGGCCCCAUUGAACACACCAACUUAACGAUCGAGUUGAUGCACCUAAAGGGCAAUUACUGCAUCCAGGUCAAUGCUCAGGAUCUCUUGGGCCAUGGGGAGCCAAAUCCGAGCCUUCAGGUGCAGUGUCGAGCUUCCAGGUACCCAGUCAGCAUAGAUUGCUCCUGGACACAGUCCCCAGCUCCAGAGGCCAACAUGUCCAACAACUUUAUCACCACAUACAGGGUCGGAAUGGAAGACAGCAAGCCCUGCAACCAGUCGAUACCUGGCUCCCUCAGUUGUAGCAUCUCAGAUUUCAUGAAUUUCUCCAAGUUGCCUCAUGUGCUCAAUGUCACGGCCAUCCACCCCACGGGCAUCAGCACCAACCUCCUGACCUUUGUGCCUGAUGAUAUCAUCAAACCCGACCCUCCGGUGAUCAUGCAUGUGAGCCAGGUCUCUGAGAAUCAUCUGCAGGUGCAGUGGAAUGCCCCUGGGUCUUGGCCCCUCCCAGGUGUCUAUGGACUCAAAUACCAGCUUCGCUACAAGCGCUGCAAAGCUGAGCACUUCCUGCAGGUGGGCCCCACUGAUCAAACCAACUUAACGAUCGAGUUGAUGCACCUAAAGGGCAAUUACUGCAUCCAGGUCAAUGCUCAGGAACUCUUGGGCCAUGGAGAGCCAAGCGAAUGGAGUCCUUCCACCGUUUACUUCAUCCCUCCAGAUCCGAGCCAGCAGGUGCAGUGUCGAGCCUCCAGGUACCCGAACGGCAUAGAUUGCUCCUGGACACAGUCCCCAGCUCCAAAGGCCAACAUGUCAACCAACUUCAUCACCACAUACAGGGUCGGAAUGGAAGACAGCAAGCCCUGCAACCAGUUGAUACCUGGCUCCCUCAGUUGUAGCAUCUCAGACUUCAUGAAUUUCUCCAAGUUGCCUCACGUGCUCAGAGUCACUGCCAUCCACCCCAGUUGCACCAGCACCACCCUCCUGACCUUUGUGCCUGAUGAAAUCAUCAAACCCGACCCUCCGGUGAACAUCCGUGUGAGCCGCAUCCCUGAAAAUUAUCUGCGGGUGCAGUGGAAUCCUCCUGGAUCAUGGCCCCUCCCAGAAACGUACAGACUAAAAUACCAGCUUCGCUACAGGCGCUGUAAAGCUAAGCACUACUGGCAGGUGGGCCCCACUGAAGACACCACCUUAACGAUCAAGUUGGCUCACUCAAAGGGCAAGUACUGCAUCCAGGUCAAUGCUCAGCACUACUUGGACUAUGGGGAGCCAAAUCAAAGCCUGAAGGUGCAGUGUCGAUCCUCCAACUAUCCGGUCAGCAUAGAAUGCUCCUGGAUACAGUCCCCAGCUCCAAUGGCCAACACACCCACCAAAUUCAUCACCACAUACAGGGUUGGAAAGGAAGACAACAAGCCUUGCUACCAGUUGAUACCUGGCUCUCACACAUGCACCAUCUUGGAUUUCGUGAAGUUCUCCAAGUUGCUUCACAAGCUCAAUGUCACAGCCAUCCACCCCGGGGGCGUCAGCACCACACUCCUGUCCUUUGUGCCUGAUGAAAUCAAAACAUACAAACUCAAAUACCAGCUUCGCUACAAGCUCUGCAAUGCUAAGCACUUCCUGCAGAUGGGCCCCACUCAAGACACCACCUUAAUCAUUAAAUCGCUGCAGCCGAAGAGCAAGUACUGCAUCCAAGUCAAUGCUCAGCAUGGCUUUGGCUACGGGGAGCCAACAGCUGAGCGGCUUCGUACUGAGGCCGAGAGGGCACACCAGGCCCCGAGCCGUGCCCUGGAGGCCCUAGACAAGGCCAAGGAGAAGGCCAAGAAGAGAGUCCUGAUAGUGUAG
This is a messenger RNA of Elephantulus edwardii (Cape elephant shrew), 2448 nucleotides long. RefSeq lists its product as uncharacterized. Gene Ontology annotation, molecular function: cytokine receptor activity; protein binding. The transcript has 21 exons. Gene Ontology annotation, cellular component: membrane; external side of plasma membrane. Lineage: Eukaryota; Metazoa; Chordata; Mammalia; Macroscelidea; Macroscelididae. The record is from RefSeq and is a predicted model, not a curated record. Gene Ontology annotation, biological process: cytokine-mediated signaling pathway. Bases 1 to 2448 code for a protein of 815 amino acids.